Molecule: messenger RNA, 309 nt
Organism: Protopolystoma xenopodis
Lineage: Eukaryota; Metazoa; Platyhelminthes; Monogenea; Polystomatidea; Polystomatidae
Source: the annotation of a GenBank genome assembly
AUGAUUGGAAGCAAAAAAGGUUGCUUGGGGGACAAAGUGGGCAAGAAUGCUCCAACAACGUCGAGAGAAAUCGACUGGCGGCCGUCUUGUGGUGAGAUCAAGCUGCUUAGCUUGACCUGGAAACGAGCUCGUUGUUGGGGUCCGCUCAACGCGGGCCCAGUGCUAUCUCGGACAGGUGAAGGCUGUCUCUCAUUCCCAACCGAGAAAUGUGGACAAGAAGCAGAUGAGACUUUGCCCAAUAGGGCACAGCGUGGCCAAACUGGUCUGGUCUCGUUAGAAGGUGAGAUUUACAUUUUUCACAGUUUCUGA